Messenger RNA from Toxorhynchites rutilus septentrionalis, 933 nucleotides. RefSeq lists its product as uncharacterized. Bases 61 to 849 code for a protein of 262 amino acids. The record is from RefSeq and is a predicted model, not a curated record. Gene Ontology annotation, cellular component: endoplasmic reticulum membrane. NCBI's taxonomy places the organism in Eukaryota, Metazoa, Arthropoda, Insecta, Diptera, Culicidae. The transcript has 2 exons. Gene Ontology annotation, biological process: GPI anchor biosynthetic process.
CAAAAAUUCUGUUGCAGCGGUUUGUUUAGUGUUUAUUGGUUUGAUUGGAUUCAGUGCGAGAUGCGGCAAAUGUUCAAUAUUAUCAAGAACGGCACUUCGAAUGCUGAGUCAAGAGCAAACAUAUCCGCGUUUGAUGUAAACAUAAGAGUGAGUGUUUUGUCAAUAGCGCUCCAUGGAUCCUUUCUUGCGUAUCUUAUUUCAUCUGGCGAGACGUAUAGCGUUAACUUGUGCCGAACUCCGUACGUGACCAUAUUCCUAGUGCUUAUUGAAGCACUGAAGCAUAUCUACUUACGCAGGAGAUAUGAAAUAGAUGGCGCAACGAAACCACUAGUUAGCGGCGUAAACCGAUUUGAAUCUGCAUCGAGGACCAGCAAUAAUCAGACGAAAUGGCUUCCGUUGGUGAAGAAAGUUGGCCUAUGCUGCUCUGUUCUAAUAUCAUCGAUGCUUUUCUAUGCAUUUGUUAGCAUUGUUCUAGGGGCACCUUACUAUCAAAACAUGGAAACGUUGUCCCUUGCGGCAGUAUUGACCAUAUCGACGGUUUUACCCAUUGUGCUCUUUAUUGGAUCUACGAAUACCUACAAGUUGUUGUUCUCAGAGACAAUUGAACUGCGGACUCCUCUGGCGCAAUCCUAUCUGGAUCUUUUGAAAGACAACUGCAUUGGAGUAAUUUUGGGUGCAUGGGCAGCUUCAGUCGUGGCUCCUCUAGACUGGGAUCGUCCUUGGCAGGUAUAUCCUGUACCGAAUGUCGUGGGCGCAAUACUAGGUGCGCUGGGAACUAAUGUUUUCAGGUUUUUCCGGAUGGUUUGCUUUGGAUUCCACGAGAGAAUCGAUGGGAAGAAUAAUGUGUGAGAUCCUCAGGUGCACUCAAAUUAAACUAGUCAAUCAAAUAGGAUGAUAGAAAACGUAAUUUAAAGCGGUUCGAAAAUAAUAAAA